This is a messenger RNA of Darwinula stevensoni, 752 nucleotides long. The record is from the annotation of a GenBank genome assembly. Lineage: Eukaryota; Metazoa; Arthropoda; Ostracoda; Podocopida; Darwinulidae.
AGGAGGAGGCACCAUUGAUGGGUGACGGCGGAUGGGAGUACGCCCCGCUCUUCAACCUGCGGUUCCACGCCCACGAGCGCAAGAUGGACCUGGUGAGGCGCCGGCGGUGGCACCGGAAGAUGGUCCCGGACGCCGAGGCCCUCGUGCCUGGGCAGCUGCAGUUCGCGCUCUCGGAGGAAGGAGGCGAAGCGAAGGAAGGAGUCGGCAUGGCCAGUCCCCGCAUGUACCUCCAGUACAAGCAGCAGCACAAGUACCAACUGAGAGCCUACGUCUACCAGGCGCGCCACCUCCUUGCAGGCGACAAGACCGGCUUCUCCGAUCCCUACGCCGCCGUGUCCUUCCUGACCCAGAGCCGCCAGACCGAGUCGAUAUCCGAGACCCUGAGCCCCACCUGGGACCAGACUCUGAUCCUCGACGACGUCCUCAUCGUCGGGCCGCCCGAGGCCCUCGCCGCCAACCCGCCCUUCGUCAUCGUGGAGCUCUUCGAUCACGAUGCUUACGGCAGCCCGGAGUUCCUGGGCCGCGCGAUGGUGCGCCCGAGGGUGCAGCUCCGGCCGAACCAGGCCGUGUCGCCGCGCCUGGAGUGGCACGGGAUCCAGAAGGGAGCGCGGGACGGCGGGGAGCUCCUGGCCUCCUUCGAGCUCUUCCUCAAGGACGGGGCGUCGGAGCUGCCGUUCCUGCCGCCGAAGAAGGGAGAGCUCUUCAUCGUGCCCAGCGGGAUCCGGCCCAUCGUUCAGAGGACGGCCGUCGAG